UGCGUCAACCUGCCACAGCGGAAGUGAAGCUUUAGAAGAAACAGUGGCUAUUUGAUAAGCAUGUUCGGGGUUUUAGCAUUGCUCGUUGUAAAUAUUUACCACUAACAAAAAAUGAAUGUUUUUAUCUGCGUCGUGUUGUUUCUCGGAAGUGCCAGAGCUGCUAGUAAAACCGGGGACGAUGAAUGGGUGCAUCUGCCAAAUAAAUGUGAAGUGUGCAAGUUUGUGAGUAUUGAGAUGAAAUCAGCAUUUGACGAGACUGGAAAAACAAAAGAAGUCAUUGAUACCAACUACCGCUUCCUGGAUGAUAAAGGGGCACCACCAAUCAAAUAUGUCAAAUCUGAUAUUCGUUUUAUAGAGGUGACAGAGAAUGUUUGCUCGAGGAUUAUGCAGUACAAUCUACACAAAGAGAGAGAUGGAAGUAAUCGCUUUGCAAAGGGUAUGUCUGAGACGUUCUCUACCUUACAUAACCUGGUUAAUAAAGGUGUGAAGGUGGUGAUGGACAUUCCCUAUGAGCUGUGGAAUGAGACCAGUGCAGAAGUGGCUGACCUCAAAAAACAGUGUGAUGUGAUGGUAGAGCAGUAUGAAGACGUCAUUGAGGACUGGUAUAAAGGCAGCCAGGAGGAAGAUCUCACCACUUACCUGUGUGAAAAACAUGUGCUGAAAGGACAGGACACUGGCUGUCUUAAAGAGGCAUGGGCCGGGAAGAAAGGAGACACGGCAGCCAUCGCAGAAGACAAGAAGAAAAAGAAAGGCAAAAAGAAGAAGGGUAAAGAUGGUGAGGAUGGGCAGAAAAAAGAGAAGAAGAUGAAGAAAAAAAAGAAAAAGUCCAAGGUUCCUGACAGCGAGUCUAGCAAGCGGAGAGCAGAAGCGGCGGGAUUCACCUCAGAUGAAGAGGAGAUCCAGAAGAAAGUUCCUCUUAAUCAGGCUAAAACUGAACUCUGAUUUCUUUUCUGUUUGUUUGGCGCUUGUCCCCUUGACAUCUAAAUGUACUACUGAGAUGUACGUGGAGUUUUAGUCCUUUAAAAGGUGAUAUUGAGGCACGAAUUCUAGAUCAGACUGACACCUAAAUUUCCCAUGAACUCCAUCCAGGAUUAAGCUAAGAUCAAAUGCCAUUUUCAGAUCCAAUAUUGGCAGCUAGACUAAUCAAAUCAGAGCUAGGAUUACAUUUUUUUCUUGUGUUUCUUCUCAUAUUCUGAAUUAAAGGGAUAGUUCACCCGAAAAUGAAAAUCACCAAACCUGUUUGACUUUUAUUCCUCUUUUAAACACUAAAUAAGAUGUUUUGAAGUAAGCUGGAAACCGGUAACCAUUGACUUUCAUAGUAUUUGUUUUUCCUACUAUGAAAGUCAAUGGUUACCGGUUUCCAGCAUUCUUCUAAAUAUCUUCUUUAGUGUUCAACAGUAAAAAGAAAUGCAUAAAGGUUUGAAACAAUGAGUGAAUGGGGGGGUAAAUUAAAUGUUUGGGUGGACUAUCGCUUUAGUGAAGUCUGCAAGCUGUUGGAAUGGAUUCUGGAAAUCCUUCCCAGUGUUCUCAUUUUAUUUCUCCUUACUAAGUUAUACAUUUAAGUUGUCUAAUAUCUUCAUUAUAUUGUUCUAGAUAAGGAAGUUUUUCAGUAUUAAUAUUUUUAGGUGGUACAGAUCUUAAUAAAUUGUACCUUUUUAUGUAUGAGAAAAUAUCUUUAAUGUUAACAUGGGAUGAAAUUAAUGCAAAAAUGAUAGUAUAUCCAUAGUAUAUUCUGAAGUAUA
This is a messenger RNA of Danio aesculapii, 1742 nucleotides long. RefSeq names its product canopy FGF signaling regulator 3 (gene cnpy3). Gene Ontology annotation, molecular function: signaling receptor binding. Lineage: Eukaryota; Metazoa; Chordata; Actinopteri; Cypriniformes; Danionidae. The transcript is spliced from 6 exons. Gene Ontology annotation, cellular component: endomembrane system. Bases 112 to 942 code for a protein of 276 amino acids. The record is from RefSeq and is a predicted model, not a curated record.